AUGCAGUAGAUUUCUCCUGAGGAAUAACUAACUGAUUAACAGAUUAUUAAUAUAAUACAAUUAGAAAACUAGAUGGCUUAGAGUACUGCAAAUAUGUAAGCAUUUAGAUCUAAUUAAAUAAUUGUAUUGAAGAACCUGCGUAAUGAGGCUGUUUUCAAAUUGAUAUUUUCCUUUAUAGAGCUUUUGCUGUUAUUUUUGGCCUUUGGUUUUUUGCCGGAACCCUGCGUGGAUACAUCUUUAAGAGAAUUUUUCAUUUUAGCUAUAAUAGUUAAUGCUAUGUAAGCAUUUCAAAUGUUAUAUUUAUUAUUGAUAAUAUGGGAUGAUUUGGGAGAGAUAGACUCAAGUGAAACUGAGAAUCGAUUACCCUAUCCUGAAUACUCGUUCGCUAAUACUAAAUACUUAUCUGAUGCUAUAUCUGAUUAUCACAAUUGCUACAAGUUCAUUAAAUAUUUGACCAUAUUAUUGGACGUGGUGGUCUUCCUGUUCACGUAGGUGGAAUUGUACAAGAACUUGUAUGGAGCUUGCAAAAUUGGGGAUUCUGAAUUUGAUUUCACUUGGGGAGUGGCCUUCACUUAUUUGAUACUGAGGUAUAUCACUUUAGGGAUUCCCAUAUUAAUAUUUGUGAUUUAUGUAGUGGUGUUACCUUUUGCUUAUUGUAUCAAUAUACAAAGUCUUUAAAAAAUUAAUAGAGUUGGGGCAAGCCAAGAAAACCUAAAUAAGCUAAAGGUGGAGACGGUGGGAUUGGACAAGAUAAGUGAUGAUAACGAAUGCGUGAUUUGUCUGUCUGAAUUUAUUGAAGGGGAAGAGUUCGUAAGAUUGGAUUGUCAUCCCUAUCAUGUUUAUCAUAAGGGUUGUAUAUCGGACUGGUUGAAGGCUCGAUUGGAAUGUCCGAAAUGUAGAUAACCUGUAAAAUUUGACUGA
This is a messenger RNA of Paramecium tetraurelia, 921 nucleotides long. RefSeq lists its product as uncharacterized. NCBI's taxonomy places the organism in Eukaryota, Ciliophora, Oligohymenophorea, Peniculida, Parameciidae. The record is from RefSeq and is a predicted model, not a curated record. The transcript has 4 exons.